AUGGACGCAGGAAAACAGCCGCUCUUUGCUAAAGUUCGGCUUUGGGCAGAGAAGGGCACCCCCGGCGAGGUGCUCCUGCUAUGGAAGAAGCACGGUGGCAAAGUCGUGGAAAAGCCGGAGCAAGCUAUGGUUUUGAUCUCGGACAACGAACAGGCGCCAACAACUUUGGAAAUCCUCACAAAGCGAUACACAAAGUUUCCCAACGGAGCACAUAAGCCCGUAUGGUCAAGCGACAUUGUGCAAUAUUGGAUCGAAGAGGGCGCCCUUGUCACGAAUCCAGCGGUGACAAAAGUGUACCUUCGGAAACCACCGCCGGAGCUCUCUUUCGACCUACUCGAGCUCUCGGACGCAGAGAACAGUCUCGAUGGCUUCUUUCAAACAGAGGACGCCCAAUCCAAGGGCAGCUCCUCCGACGAGGAUCACUCUGGAUCUCCUGCACCAGAGCUCGGCAGCGAAAAGAGCCGCGGUGCAGUCCCAAGAAUACGUAUCCGAGGCGGGCGUGGCGCUGACGGACAUGAGCGACAAAUAGAAACCGCUCCUCGCGCCGGUAGACGUUCACGCCGUCUGGCCAGUGGUCCGUUGUGGAUGUCACCCAAGCCAGAGCACAGAACUGACGCCUCUACUGCACCUCGAAAACCACCGAAGCACAUGACACGGCCACUUAGUAUGCCAGAGCUCAAACAUGUCCAUCGCCGCAACGUCCUCUGCAGGGUAUGCAACCCAAAUGGUGUCAAAAUACGGAAGCCCCGUUCACCAGAUGCCCACUAUCAUCGGCGUGGCGUAGCCUGCCCCGCAUGUGUCGUCCAGAGGCAAAGUAGGUCGGCUCGCGACAAGAGCAAAAAUGGAUCGAAAUUCUUGCCCAAGCAGGGAGCACCCAUGGAAGCGGUUUCAAUGCACAGCAAUUCGAAACCUGGAACCAACAAAGUUGAAGUCGCUUCAAGAAACCUGACAAAUGCCCCUAUCGCCACGAAAAACGGCAGAGAGAACCCGAAACGCAUGGCCUAUACCAGCGGUUCAAAACCUCGAAAGGCCGACUCUGACAGUGGCGGCGCACUUUCCGCAAUAGAAACUCUUCAGGAGCUCCGCAGUAGGUACGCCAAGUACAUCGAGUUCGGAGCGGGUAUCUCACGGAUUGUAAUAGGCCGCGAUGGAUUCGCGCUUCGCAUCCAAGAUGCAUGA
Cyanidioschyzon merolae strain 10D is the source of this 1179-nucleotide messenger RNA. RefSeq lists its product as hypothetical. Bases 1 to 1179 code for a protein of 392 amino acids. The record is from RefSeq and is a predicted model, not a curated record. The transcript has a single exon. NCBI's taxonomy places the organism in Eukaryota, Rhodophyta, Bangiophyceae, Cyanidiales, Cyanidiaceae.